Molecule: messenger RNA, 645 nt
Organism: Acaulospora morrowiae
Lineage: Eukaryota; Fungi; Glomeromycota; Glomeromycetes; Diversisporales; Acaulosporaceae
Source: the annotation of a GenBank genome assembly
AUGCCAAACUAUGUAAUUCAUACCAAAGCAUACCUAAAGAUAAUUCUUCACGCUUGUAAACAUCCUUUCGCUGGCGUAAAUGGAAUUCUUCUUGCCGAAGAUUCCGAAAUCGAUAAUGAGAUAAGAAUUGUUGACGCUGUUCCGUUAUUCCACCGUUGGGUCACGUUAACACCAAUGCUGGAAAUUGGAUUACAACAGGUGGAUGUAUACGCUAGUAAAAAUAAUCUCAAAAUUGCCGGUUAUUAUCAUGCUAAUGAACGAGUUGAUGAUAACAAGUUACCACUAUAUGGUCAAAAAAUUGUUUCAAAAAUACACGAUAAUUUUAACAAAGCUAUUGCGCUUGUGGUUCAGAACACAAAACUAUCACCCGAAAAUCCAGAGAUUGCAGUCGUGCCUUAUACUUUCAAAGAAAAUCAAUGGCGUCCGGACAACAAAGCAUUUUCAUCAAAAACCGAAUCAUCAACUGCUAAUUCAUUCUCAUUUGAGAACCCCAAUGCACCCGAUCUAAUAUCACAAUCAAUUCAGAAGAGACAUUUCGAACACUUAUAUGAUUUCGACGAACACAUGGAAAACAUAGAAUUAGAUUGGCUGGUUAAUCAAAAAGUGGAAAGUUUGGAAAUUGAAAAUGAUAAGAAACGGAAAUGA